UGACAGCUUUGUUUAUGUUGCACACACACAUACUCGAAUAAAUCUUGACGGGGCAGCAGCCAGAAGUCAAGAGUGAAUGAGUUUUUCGUCCCUUUUGCCUUGAUUUGUGUGGAUGGUGGUCCUCCUUCUUUUCCGCCUCGUCGUCCUUCUUUUUUUGGGUGGAAAAAGGAAACGCGAAUUAGUGUGUUUUCGGUGUGUUAUCGUGCAAAGUUGUUCAUCCACCAAGGAAGGGAAAAUUUAUCGACGACGACCUGCGAUGAUGGCGUGCAGCAGUGGGUCCUUCUUCCUCCAGGACAAUCGUGGCCAACGCUGGUGGUGCUGUCGCCGUCGCUGCUGAAGGAAAAACACAUUUGCAUAUGACCUGAUUCGACGUCGUCGUCGGAGCAGCAGCAGCAGCAACUUAGUAGUAGGUUCACAAAGGUGUGUAGAAUAGUUUGGCCACAGUGAGUCAGCAGCAGCAGCAGUGCCGAACGAGAGAUGAUCCCUUGGAUGCGGGAAAAGAUUGCCGAGCGGAAGGCGCGCUGGCAGCAGAACCGGAAGCAGCGCGAUUCUGCCGCAUCCGGUGGGUCGGCCUCGACCGUGACAGAUGGUGGCGGUGGCGAACCGUCGUCUUCCCACAGUGGUAGCACCUCGUCCGUAGCAACGGCGGCCUCCUCGUCGGCACCGUCACCCAGCUCGAGCAGCUUCCGGGGAAACUCGCCGCGAAACUUCCGCUUUUCGACGAAACAUCAACGACACCACAACCACCACCACCAUCAUCAUCAUUCGCAGCAGCAGCAGGCCACGACAUCCGGGGAUCGAUCACGACCCACGAGCAGUGCCAGUGCCGGAAGCGCGUGCCGGUCCGGCGGCAGUGGUCACAUUUGCGGACUGGUGGCUUCGACGUCUUCCAGCGCCAAGAAUUCAACGACGACGGUGGUGCCGCUGCGUAUCAUCAGCCCUCGGGGUGGCAUCGUCGGCGUUGAGGUUCCGCCGGAUUGCAGCGGGGCCCAGCUGAAGACGUACGCGCUGGACCAGUUUGCCAGCUGUUCGUUUUCGUUGCCGCACUUUUCGUCCGACGUGGACGAGCUGAUAAGCCGGUACAAGCUGAUACGGGCCCGCAAUCGGACGGUCGUCCAGGACGGGGACACGCUGGAGAAGUUGGCGGUGCGGGUUGAUGAGGAGUUUCUUCUGGUGGUUAAGCGCACCGAUUUUAUUCCGCCGGAUGAAAAUUUGAAGGGACCGAGCACGUCCGAGGUGCUGGCCGCAACCAAGCACGUUCCUCUGUCCCGGGUCAACCAAGCCACGGCCAACUUUAACGUGGGAAUGCUCCAGACUGAUCUGCAGCAAGAUCUCCGGCGCAUACUGAUUUCGCUGGCCCGGGCAUCCGCGUUCGUGAUAGGUUCCGGACGAUGUGCGGAGAAGCUGAUCGUGCUGUUCAACCAGCGGCUGAUAAAUCGGCGCAAGCACCAGGUGCGGUCGAUUGAAACGCUGCUCGAGAUGGGAUUCUCGCUGGACAAGAUUCAUCAGGCGUUGGAAAUUACCAAAAAUAUCUUCCCCGCGGCCCUGGACUGGCUGAUACAGCACGAUAGCUCGGUGAAGCUGCUCAACUGUGAUACGAAAGGAAGUGGUGCUGCUCCUCAAAUUUGCACCGGAAUUGCAGCAACGGACGCCAGCGGCACCAACGACGACGUGCCCUCAACGAGUACCGUGCCGCUGCCUCCGCUGGCCGUCGCGGAAACGGACAUCGAAGAACCUCCAAGUACCUCACAACCCGCGAGUCCGAGUCCGCACGAAGACGAGUCGACAUCGCCAACCCCCGCAGUUCAGCAGGAGGAAGAAGACGAAGCGGCCAAGUUUCAGCGAAAGCUGGACAACGUCGAAACGCUGCUGGACAUCAUCCGGCAGUACUCGGAUCGGGACGUGUUUCCGGCGCCGGACAUGGUGGCCACGAUCGUCGAGAUGGGUUUCGAGGAGAAGAGCGUGCGGGAAGCGCUCGUUGCCACGCGGAACAAUCAGUCCGCAGCGUGCGAAUGGCUGCUCGGCAAUCGGAGCAAAAGUUUGACCGAACUCGCGGACGGGCUGCCGCAGGACUCCCCAAUUCUUCAGGUUCUACUCGCCUCAUCCCAAGUACAAAUUAGCUUAGGCAAUCCAAAGAUGUUUAUCGCGCUUCUCUCGAUGCUAGACAACUCGUCCACGAUGACGAUGUGGCUCAGCGAUACCGACACGGCAGCGGUUCUCGGCCACAUUCUGCGGACGUACCACGAGGAGAAACACAUUGUGGCAAUCAAUCAGUUCAACAACGCACAAAGCUUUAACCGAAACUAAAACACUCUAAACACUACAAAAAAAAGAUAGUAGGAAUUACGGAUCAAUUAUAUUGAAGGAAAAACCCCAGAGUUAGGAAGAGAUGAGUAGACUUUUAUAGUGUGACGUUGUGUGGUAAUCGCACGGCACCAGAAGAGGAGCUAAAUCAAAACGGUGUUGAUUCAAUACUUUCUGUAUAGUUAUUGUAGAAUUGUUCCGCAUUCUUUGCUACACAUAUCCGCUCCGAUUUCUUAGGCCGAGAAUCUCUUUGCGCUGCUUAGCAUUUGCUCAUCCGUAUACUUCUUCUCUUCGUAGGAACUUUUCUCAGACCUUCCAUAUCGUCGUAAACAGCAGCAAUAGUAGUGCUCUCUUAUUAUCUAGUGAUUAGCCAGGAUCAAUCAAUCGAUCGUCGCGACGCGACUGUUGAAUGAAAAGUUGUGUGCUUUUCAGUCUAAUUUUUGCUUUCCAGGGUGGUCACUCAAAUCGAAAAGGGGCCGAAAUAAUGAUCGACUAAAACAUACAUAUUUUCUUCUUUCUUUUUUCAAUAGUUACCAUUUUCCAAUAUUUCUAAUAUAAUUGUUCAGUAAACAUCAAACAACUUCCUGUAAGUUUGCACCAAAGACAUUGAUAAUUCGAACAUUUUUUGCAGAGAAUUAAUCUCUGAUAGACAAAAAAUACUCAAUCCACGUUUAGGUGGUUGGUCCUUUCAUCAAAUUCAUUUAGUGCAUCUCCAAACAAACCUCGAAGCAAAUCAAAUUUGCACCCGACAUCAACCCUACCGCAUAAAUAAUUUCAAGAUUGUUCAGGUGUAAACAGAAAACGCGAUCAAAAAUUAAUGUGGUAGAAUGAGGCUUUCAACUGCUUAUUUAAUUGUCGGUGUACAGGACGCCGUACUGUUUAAUCAUUUUGUGGCGUACAUUCAAUUUUGCAGUCCAACACCAGUCAUUGAAUUGGAAACAUAAAAUUCUUUUUCAAAUUUUCUUUUCUUGAUUCGUGUGCACCUACGUCGAAGACCAAGAUUGUUUACUUUUUGCUCUUUGGCCUGACAGUCUUGGUCUGACAGCUUUAUCAUGAAUUUCGGUCUGGUCUAGGCGAGAGAUAGGACACAGCGCGGUCGGUACCUGUUGCGGUAGCAAAUUAGCUCUAAGUUCUUGGGGAUUUCACUUUGCUACCCGGUAUUCAGCCUGUUUGCUACCGCAUCAAAUGGAAUUAUGCACGGAAAAAUUGAAUCAAGCACGGAAAAAAUAAAAAUCAGAAAAAAA
Culex quinquefasciatus (southern house mosquito) is the source of this 3548-nucleotide messenger RNA. RefSeq names its product ubiquitin-associated domain-containing protein 1 (gene Kpc2). The transcript is spliced from 7 exons. The record is from RefSeq and is a predicted model, not a curated record. Gene Ontology annotation, molecular function: protein binding. Bases 478 to 2307 code for a protein of 609 amino acids. NCBI's taxonomy places the organism in Eukaryota, Metazoa, Arthropoda, Insecta, Diptera, Culicidae.